Molecule: messenger RNA, 6300 nt
Organism: Ornithodoros turicata
Lineage: Eukaryota; Metazoa; Arthropoda; Arachnida; Ixodida; Argasidae
Product: anoctamin-7-like
Exons: 22
Coding region: 973-3411 (812 amino acids)
Biological process (GO): chloride transmembrane transport
Cellular component (GO): plasma membrane
Molecular function (GO): chloride channel activity; protein dimerization activity
Source: RefSeq, a predicted model, not a curated record
CGUCUUGUCUGUAGCAGCACUUGUUGAAAACAGGCCGUUUUCGGACGCACAAAAUGACCGCUGUUGUCAGAUUGCCCGAAUUAAAACGUCAGUGGAACGUAAAAGAUAAGUAUACCUACGUUUUCAUGUACGGUGUAUAAAACGGUGCCUUGAAUGCAGUUUCCCGUGUCCAGUUUCCAGUGUUUUCGUGCGCGGUCGUCGCUGCAACAAGCUGCAGUUUUGUAAAUCUCCGCAGUAAUAUUUUAUCAUUUUUGGCUCGCAAUUUGUUACAAGCGGUAGCGGCCGUUUCGGGGAUUUAUUUGAAGAGCUUCCGUAAGCGUUUGCCGGAUUUGUAAGCUAUGGACGACAAAUGAUAAACUAUUAAUAGGUUUGUUUAAUGCCGGUAAGUGAUGUACAUGAUUUAAAUAAACUAGAAUACCAAACAGAAUCGCAAACUAUAGCGGUUAAUAUACAAUCGCGCAGCUUAUUAAAGAUAUUGUGCUGGCAUUGACGAUGGUGCUGCCAGUUUGCAAUCGAGUUCCAAUAAUAUGCGGUGCCGCUGUUACAUUGCAAAGCGAUCUCCCUGCCAAUAUGGCGGCAUUUUCUCGAGAGGCAUGGUGGGUUGACACGCAGACAUAAUCAACAAUCCUUAUGCACAUACCUUUGUUACGUAGCUUUUGUCAUCCAUUCACCAAAAAAUUAACCAACUAUAUAUCUAUCUAAAUAAUGGAAAUUCGUCGUCAAGGUUCGUCAUGCAUCAAGGAAGUGUAGUGACCAUAAAACAGGAGAAAAGUGGAGCAGAUAUGCAGCCUUUCCUCGGGCUGUUGCGUUGUCCAUUCGGCAAAGGCUGUUCCAUUACCUUCUACCGUGAAUUUGAGUUGACAUGGGAGAUUGGCGUCAUUGGUGCCAGCUGGAAGACGAGGAUAUGAUACAGACCUUCUCGAGUAAAAAAGAAGGGAUGCGGAAUCUCCAGGCAGCGACCGUGGCCUCGUGAUGGGCCCCGUCGAGGGCGAACCGUCCGGCAUCUACUUCAGGGAUGGGAAGCGAAGGAUCGACUUCAUGCUGGUCUUUGAGGACAGCGAAGGAGUACGGAUGAACAAGCACGAUGGAUGGAGACAAACAUUCAUGGCCAACCUCCGCAAGGCUGGGCUCGACAUGGAAGAGGAAGUGGUGGAAGGCGAACGCAAGACAGUUCACUUCAUCAAACUAUCAGCCCCGUGGGCCGUUCUAGUUCAAUACGCCGAGGAGCUGUGUGUGCGUGCACCGCUUCAGGCCCAUCCAAACCCCAGCGUCAACUGGUCAGCCAAUCUGCUCAGCCUGCUUAGGAUACCAAACAUAAUGGACUCGGACAUUCCAAACAGACCUCUCGACUACUACACCUGCACUUUCAAAAAGUCCAAGCUGGACAGGUUCCUAGGUAGUGAGAACCAGGAGGAGUACUUCACCACGACGCAGCGAGUGCGUAUCGUCUACGAAAUUUUACAAACGGCGCAAUACGGCAAGAGACGGAAAGCGCAGAUCGGCAUCGACAGGCUCAUCGAGGAAGAAGUUUACACAGCGGCGUUUCCCCUACACGAUGGUCCAUUUCGGAAACCGCAGUACUACAUGGCGCCCAGUUCGCUCAACAAAAGGCAGGUUCUUUUCGAAUACUGGGCCAAAUGGUCGUGCUGGUACAAGUACCAACCACUGGACCACAUCAGAGAAUAUUUUGGAGAGAAAAUAGGCAUCUAUUUUGCGUGGUUAGGAUUUUAUACAGGGUGGCUCCUGCCAGCCGCGGUCGUAGGACUGAUAGUAUUCUUGUAUGGAAUUAUCACCGUCAGCAAGGAUGCACCCACAAACGAACUCUGCCACAGCGGAAUGCGCUAUAAAAUGUGUCCAAAGUGCGAUGAGUCCUACGGUUGCAGCUAUUGGUACCUUAGUGACUUAUGCAUCUCUACAAAGCUUACGUACCUGUUCGACCAUCCGGGUACUGUGUUCUACGCCAUUUUUGUUUCAUUUUGGGCCGUGAGUUUCCUCGAGUACUGGAAACGGAAGUCGGCGAGUCUGUCUCAUCACUGGGAUUGUAUGGAUUUCGAGGAGGAGGAGGAGAGGCCUCGUCCAGAAUUCGCCGCCAAAGCAACACGCAUCGAGCGCAAUCCAAUCACGGGUGUCAAGGAACCCUCGUUCCCGGCUCGCAUUCGCAAGAAAAGAAUCGCGGCUGGCUUCGCAGUUCUACUCCUCAUGCUCAUCCUCGUCUUAGUGUUUAUGGUAUCCGUGAUCAUCUACCGUGUCCUCGUCUCCAUUCCCAUGUUCCGUAGCAAGUCAUUCAAGGGAGUUGCUUCCGUGAUCGCCAGUUCCUCCGGUGCCCUGGUUAACCUCAUCUUCAUCAUGAUCCUGGGAAAGGUGUACGAAAGGCUCGCUUUGCGCCUUACGCAGUGGGAAAUGCACCGGACUCAGACAGACUUCGAGAACAACCUCAUCUUCAAAGUGUUUCUGUUCCAGUUUGUAAACUUCUAUUCGUCCAUUUUUUACAUCGCAUUUUUCAAGGGAAGGUUUGUGGGCUAUCCUGGUCACUAUUCACACCUUCUUGGUCUCCGCAAUGAAGAAUGUAGCGGGAGUGACUGCCUGAGCGAACUGGCACAACAGCUAGCAAUCAUUAUGGUUGGCAAGCAAAUCAUCAACAAUGCUCAGGAGAUACUAGUACCCAAAAUUAAAGCCUGGUGGCAUCGUCACAAGACAAAGUUUAUCAGCGAUGUAGCCCAGUCACGAUGGGAGCAAGAUUAUCAGCUGAUUCAAAACGAGGGUCUCUUCCAAGAGUACCUCGAAAUGGUGUUACAGUUUGGCUUCAUCACAAUCUUCGUGGCCGCCUUUCCGCUAGCACCUUUGUUCGCUCUUCUUAACAACUGGGUUGAAAUCCGAUUGGAUGCCCAAAAGUUCGUCUGCGAGACUCGACGCUGUGUGCCGGAGCGGGCUCAGAACAUCGGUGUCUGGUUCACAAUCCUUGAGCUUCUCACCAGGAUCGCUGUGAUCACAAACGCGUUCUUGAUCGCGUUCACAUCGGAUUUCUUGACAAGGACUGUCUACCGGUACGAGUACAACUUCAACCUUGAAGGUUACAUCAACUUUACGCUCGCUGUCGCUCCGAAUGGGACGCUUUCGCAACAUUGCAGGUAUCGAGAUCACCGAGAUCCUGAAGGAAAUUGGACGUUAUUUUAUUGGAAGCUGCUGGCAGUUCGUUUAGCCUUUGUCAUAAUAUUCGAGCACGUCGUAUUCGGAGUAUGUCGCUUAAUAGACGUGCUCGUUCCUGACAUUCCAAGCGAACUAGAGUUGAAGAUCAAGCGAGAGCGUUACUUGGCAAAACAGGCAUUGGCAGACUCGGACACCAUUAUGAAGGUGGCUCAGAGGCGGGAAGACGAAGACGACGAAGAACAAGGGAAGGCGCAGGCGCACUAGCACCAGCCCUGAAGCCGUUCAGGCGGGGCAGACUUUGCGGGAGCAUCGAGGAAACCGAACGGCCGCUCAACGGGCCGGCACUCAAAGUCACACGCGGGACCCCAACCAUACUUUCGCCCACAUUCCACGCUUUCCGAUAAUGUCUCUACCCUUAACACCUGAAGAGAAGCAACGGCGAAAUAACCGGAUGCAUUGCAUCCUUCACCCUUUAUGCAGUCGUCUGAAGAUGUGACGAGACUGCAGCUGGCAGCCCUGUUCAAAUCCAACGGACACGUCACAUCCUCUUUUUAUGACAAAAAAAAAAAUCUCUGUGUGCGAAAACUCGGAGCCAAAGUGUUCUACUUAAUACAUUUCCUCAGAUCUGUGUGUUGUUUGCAGCCAUUCACUUUGAAAUGUUCCAGAGCUGGCGCGCCCACACACACACACAAACCAUGCUGUGAGCUUGGUGAUUCCUCUUGUGAUGACUAUCCUAUCGGCGUGUUUUAACUUUCCGCCUUCGAGCCUUUUCAGCUUUUAUAUCAUGUGUGUCCAUAACGGUUCUCGAACUGUUUAGCUUUCAUUAUUUAUCAGUGUUGCUGGCGUGAAGUGCGAUUUUAAACUAGCAUGUGUUAAAAGAAGCGCAGACAUGUCGCUUAUUGUGAUUUCACUUUGCAGAAUAUCCGAAACAGCCAAAAUACCCUUUUUUGCGUGUGUUCAAUACUUCUGACGCUAUUUCGCACGGCUGUAAACAUAUCAAUUACAAGUUGGUGCCGACAAGUGAAGAUACAUGUGAUACUGUAGUAGGGUGGGAAGCAAGGCAACCGCCUUAAGGCCUGCACGUGAAGGUGAACAGGUCAUGUGCAGGUGAAAUGUGCAUUCAGAGUAGCGGGCUACAAAGUUUUCUUCUGUAUUUUUUUUCUACGGCACGGGAAACACAAUGCGAAAAUGUGUGAGUGUAAUAAUAAAUUUUUAACUGGAGCCAACUAUAGUGAAAAGAAAUCUGUAUUGUAAAAACAAAACAAAAACUGAUAUCCGAGACUGUGAAUCGGCAUAUAAAGAAAUUCAGGAAAAUAUCUCUUUGGGACCCAAACCAUUGUCAAUGGAUAUUGCGUACAACCAGGGAUAUUUCUGGUGGAUUAUGGUAGCCCACCGUGACGUGCAUUUCUUGUAUACCACCGUAACAACUAGAUGUAGAUGCAGUUGAUAUUUUUAGCUACCAUAUUACUGAUAAGCGCAAAAGUUUUUCUCAUAAGCAUAAACACAGCUGCAAGGGAGGCGAUAAAAUUUCGGUUGCGCUAAUUUUGCAGACAUGAAUGUUAUCAAAGACGACUGUAUCGCCCGGUGCGCUAAUUUGAACCAUCGUGAAUUACGCGCCAAAAUCACCGAAGCAGCUGUUUCGCUGCACCGUCGCCAGGUGGAGCAGUCGACCAGGCGCACGCACAGCAUAUCAGAGCAGCGCACUUUUUCCAGGUUAACCUACGUGUCCUAUGCCAGGGUCUUGCGUUAGGAAUAAUGGUUUUCAUUCCCAUAUUAUUGUCUUUUUCAUACGCGAAGGCAUUAAUAUCAGGUAUGUCGAAAGUAAAAUUUCUUUAUCGGACCAUCUUCUGUGGAAUAACUGUGAAAUAGGUGAAGCAAUCUAGUAGUAAAUCCAAACGAUCAUCAAAGUAUUCCCAACAAUAUCACACUUGGCAAGCGUAUCAACGCAGUUUGAAGGUAGCAUGUUUCAUUCAGCAUUCAGCCGUUCUGAAGGGUUACAAUGCCAAUAGCCGGUUGUUGUCUGCUGUUUACGCGCCACAUGUGACUGACUUCGUAUAUGCUUCUGUUGCUCCGCCUUUGUCGAAUGCAAUGCUAGGGCUCAUGUAUGCAAUAUUCGUGCAUUCAAAACCCGCAAGUUAUUUAUUUUUUAUUUUUUGCUUUAUUCUGUAGCUACUGCACGCACUUCUCAGUGUAGACAUACCCAAUACAUUCCAGCACUGUGGGAAAGGCUCCAGUCUGCAACCCUGCAGACACUUUCGACAUAGUUGGCACACAUAGUUUAAGAAUUAGGACAUAGUUUUGUAUAUGUUUUGUACUUUUGCUGUAAAAGCAAAAAAUGUCAUACGAAUGUCUAUAUACGUGAAAGCAAAGGAACAGCUUCCAGUAAAGACAGUAGCAUAGUUUUGGUGCAUCGUACGCUAUAGUCUUUACGUAUGUAUAUAAGGGAUAGCCUGGUGGCUUAUAUAUAAGCGAUAUAUAAGGGAUAGCCUGGUGGCUUAUAUAUAAGGGAUAUAUAAGGGAUAGCCUGGUGGCUUAUAUAUAGGCCAUAUAGGGACAGCCUGGUGGUUCAGCGCACUGCGCGAAGCUUGCUUUAUGUUUUGCGCAUGCGCAGAACCACCAAGGCUAUCCCUUACGUGCGCAAAGGCGAUAGCAUACGAUGCACUAAAACUGUGACUAAUUACAUCAUGUACAACCCCCUGGUACUCACAGAUGCCCGUAGGUUUCUUUUCCUUCCCUUUUUUUUUUUCCCCUUAGAGGAAUAGCAAGUCGGCCUACGCCUGACUAACCUUUCCUCCGCUCUUUUCUUUUUUUUUUUCAGUAAACGUAUUCCCCCCAGUAGGUUUUCUUUUCGUUUUACUGACACCUUUCCGAUAAAGCUUUUCGAAAAUAUUUCUGAGGUCACUGCGCCUCUGUGAAGUCUGUGUGUUCAUAUCAGAGCAUCUUUUUGUUAGCGUGCCCACAUGGACAUUUAUUUGCACAUAAAUAUGUCAUAUACCUCUUUGUCUUUGGGAACUUCAUGUACCCAUUAUAAUACAGAGACAAUAUUUUGUUCAAGGAAAUGGAACGUGAACUCCUCCAGGUAUGAUAUUCCAUGUUGAUACAAAGUGAGUCAGAAUUGUCAUCGACUGAGAGAAUAAAGACGUUGAUAAUCCA